GUUGUAAGUUGUAGCAGAUAGAUAAGAUCAUCAAAAGAACAACCACAAAUGACAGAGCCAUUGUACUAAGCUCAAAUUCGGUGCAAAAUAUCCUCAGCUCAACAUCAACAUAACACUUAGCAGGAACUUUGAAAUAGUAUCACACAGAUGUCACUCCUCCAACUCCAACUCAGCUCUCAUGCAUUGCGCUCUAUCACUUCCUCUUCCCAUAACUUCAGACCCACCUAUUCCUCUAAGCGUGUCAGCUAUGUAAGAACCAGAAUUAGAGCUGUUGGCACAGUCCCCGAGAAGGACUCUGACUCAGACACCACCGACCCCGAUGAGCCACCUUAUGUCGGACUCGUGUUUGUUAGUUCUGUAUUGCUACCAGAUGGAACACCAGAUAUGCACUUUCGUUCUGCUUGUGGAGGCCAGAGGCUUAGGAAGAUAAUGCUCGAUUCCAAUGUUGAACUCUAUGGACCCUAUGCCAGACCUUUGUUAAAUUGUGGAGGGGGUGGAACUUGUGGCACAUGUAUGGUGGAGGUUCUUGAAGGCAAGGAGCUUCUAAACCCUCGCACUGAUAAAGAGAAAGAAAUACUAAAGAAGAAACCAAAGAAUUGGAGAUUAGCAUGUCAAACAAUUGUUGGUAAACCAGAUUCCAGAGGGGCGGUUGUGAUUCAACAACUACCAGAGUGGAAAGGGCACGAAUGGAAAUAUGCAAAGCCUGGAGAGUCGAACUGGGAGUCGGAUUAAAGGAAAUGAUGAUAUAAAACGAAUUUCUUCCUAUGGCAUUUUUGUUUCGCUUCGUUGCAAACCAUGAAGAAAGUCUUGGAAACCUGCAAUUGAACAUAGGAGAUAUAUUCUGUUUUUUAGACUUCAGAGGCACUUCAAGGCAAAAUAUAUAUAUGUGGAAAAUAUUGUAAAGCCAUUGUCAUUUUUACAUUCCUUAAUCUUUAGUGGGAUCCACUAAUUAUAAAUUGUUUAGAUAAUUUAAUACUGUGUUAAUAGAAAGAAAAAAGAAAAAAGAAAUCAAAACACGAAAGAAGAAUCAUACAUAGGAAAAUGUGUUAUAAAUUUUGUUUUCUCGUCA
This is a messenger RNA of Glycine soja, 1069 nucleotides long. Its product is annotated as photosynthetic NDH subunit of subcomplex B 3, chloroplastic-like. Bases 148 to 732 code for a protein of 194 amino acids. NCBI's taxonomy places the organism in Eukaryota, Viridiplantae, Streptophyta, Magnoliopsida, Fabales, Fabaceae. The transcript is spliced from 6 exons. The record is from RefSeq and is a predicted model, not a curated record. Gene Ontology annotation, molecular function: 2 iron, 2 sulfur cluster binding. Gene Ontology annotation, biological process: P450-containing electron transport chain. Gene Ontology annotation, cellular component: chloroplast thylakoid membrane.